AUGAGGAAGACAAUAAGAGCUGUCAAGCUAACAUACUCGAUUUUACGGAGAAUCAUAGUCAAAAUUGCCAGAGAUGAGAGGAAAAAGAAAAUCAAAACGAAAACAAUGAGAGACGCGUUGUAUGCUUUGAGGACUUCACUUAAUGCUUCAGCCAAUCAGCUCCAGGAUUGGAAUCCCAAUCAAGUGACUCCCUGCACUUGGUCGAAAAUUACGUGCGGCGCAAAUAACAGUGUAAUAUCAGUGGUCCUGCCUUAUUUGGGAUUCUCUGGAACCAUGUCACCAAGAAUAGGGGAACUAAAGGCACUUACGACACUCGACUUGCGAGGAAAUGGCAUAACUGGUGAAAUACCCAAAGAGAUUGGAAAUUUGACAAGCUUGAGUAUGUUGAAUCUCGAGAAUAACCAGUUAAUUGGAGAAAUACCGUUUUCCAUUGGAAAUCUCGGGAAGCUCACAUUUCUGGUUUUGAGUCAAAAUAAUCUUUCCGGAUCAAUUCCAGAAUCACUUGCGAGCCUUCCAAGCUUGACUGACCUCCAAAUUGCUUCAAAUAAUCUCAGUGGGAAAGUACCUCGGCAGUUGUUUGAGGUUUCCAAAUACAAUUUGUCUGGGAACCAUUUGGAUUGUGGAACCACACCUUUUCCCUCUUGUGAAUCUAUACAUGCAGGUCGCAAACGUAAACCAAAGGCCAGUAUGAUAGUCGGAAUUACCGUUUCACUUGUGGUUAUUCUCAUACUUGGAAGUUACCUCGUAUUCAUUUGGUGGAAGGGUGGGAAAAGAGGCCUAAGGGGAGACGUUUGUGUCGAUGUUUCAGAAGUGGAGACCGACUUCUUACAUAACGAUAAGGCCAAGGCCAAGAGACCUGAGAAUCGUUACAAGGUUGGCUACAAAUAUGGUAAAUAUGCACCCCUCACCAUACCCCAUAGGGAAGCUUCAACCCUAUGCAUCAUAAUGCUAAUAAUACAAACAGAAACCUGCUUGGAUGCUAACAAAGAUCCACCAUCGUUUGAAGCAGGAAGCAGUAUAAUCAAAGUGAGGGCCACAAUGGAGCAAAUCAAAUUUCUUGAUCAUGUCCCACAACUUACUGGUAGAGAGCCUCAUUCUGCCAUUUUUGUCCUGAUCACCAUCGUUUUUUCGCUGAAAGCUAAAGCACUUACCAAGACCACCAGCACCCGCACGAAAGCAGUCCUCCAACUCAACCUCCUCACCACCCUUCUUCCUCCCCUUAGAAGACAAAGACAAAUCCUCCCCUUGCCGUUUCAUCACGAGCUGCUCGUAAUACUCCUUGUUCCUCUUUUCCAAACCGUAAAUCUGCCCCUGAAGAUCCUCUAUCUUUCGACUCAGCAUGCAGACCCUGUGAUCCUCCCUUGCCUUCAGAACGCACCUCGCCAGCUCAGCAGCUUUUCUCUUCAAGAACAACGACUCGGAUGCCAGCCCCUUGUUCUCUUUCUCCAGCACUGUCACUCUAUACCCCAAGGUCGCAUUAUCAUUCAGUAAGAUGAGCCUUUCUGACUCGAGCACGUCCAACAAAUUCUGCUGGAGCUCCAUUUUUCUCGACGACUCGCCCCACCUCUUCUCCACCACAUUGAGCUCGUUCAGAGCUAUAUCGUACUCGACCACCUUCAUAACUAGGUCAGCAAAGAUCAUAUCAACAUUCAUUUUUUCAUUUGCUCGAGGUACAACAGCCACUGGGGACUGGAAAGAUAGUGAACUCUCAGCAUAUGGAGAGUCUAUGACUUCUCCAGGGUCUCCUUCAUCGGGUUGAAUAUUUUGGUCGAAUUUCAAAUUUGGGAGUGGGGACGAGCAUCGGCUGUGGCGGUGUUGCUUCGUGGCUAGCGUUUGGCAAUAACGGUCAGCUAAAGAGAGGUAACUGUUGUAGAGGUCAUUAAGUAGUUCAAGAAGCUGAGGGCGCUCAUGGUAGUAAGAGUUGGCUCUGCCCGCAAAGCUGUCGGGGCUGUUUUCCUUACGAGUUUUCUUCCUAUUCAACGUCUUCACCCGCUCGUCCAAAUCUGUUGAAUGAUGAAUGCAGCAGGUAAACAAGUGUUUUUGGCAUUCUUUUUGUAAGGGGUUCAUUAAAUUUUUAAAAUUCCAGGAAAAUAAAUUAGCUGACUAAACUUUCGUCCACAAUGAAAUGGACCUGAUAUUACCAUGGCCCGUGAUAGUUCAGAAAGUGGCCCCAUUUCAGAGGACGAAAAGAUCUGGUUUUUGAAAUUCAAAAGGGACUGUUUGAAUGUAAUUUUAUUUUGUGGGCCAAACAUAACUGCAUAAUGAUGCAAGUUUGUUUCAUUAGAUGAAUCAUUGGUGUGAAGUAGCACAAACUAAAUCAUAUGAUGUUGAUUGUGAAAUGAGUAAUUAUGAUUAUUG
Molecule: messenger RNA, 2358 nt
Organism: Striga asiatica
Lineage: Eukaryota; Viridiplantae; Streptophyta; Magnoliopsida; Lamiales; Orobanchaceae
Source: the annotation of a GenBank genome assembly